GACGACGAGGAUUUUAGUUUUAUACAACUUAUGACUUUAAUACAAUACUAAUUAGUAUUUCUCUUUGUUCCAGGGUUCGUAGUAGCGGUAUCAGUAGGACUUUUACUAUUCGGAAUAAUAGUUGUGAUAUUUUUCAUGAGCUGGGUCAAAUUAGUAAUAAAUCACGAAGUUACGUUACGAGAAGGCUCAAAGGCAUUCGGUUGGUGGGCGAAACCGCCAGUUGUGCCAGCGAUUAGGGUGUACAUCUAUAAUGUCACGAACGCAGACGAGUUCCUUAACAACGGUUCCAAGCCCAUCGUCGACGAACUGGGACCCUAUGUAUACGUUGAAAAAUGGGAGAAGAAGAACAUAAAGUUCCACGAUAAUGGAACGGUAUCGUUCAACCAAGAAAAGAUUUACACAUUUGACGAAUCGCAGUCAGCGGGCAGUGAGGACGACGUAGUUGUAGUACCAAAUAUUCCGAUGUUGAGCGCAACAUCGCAGUCAAAACAUGCCGCUCGGUUUUUGAGGCUAGCGAUGGCUAGCAUAAUGGACAUACUGAAGAUAAAGCCGUUUGUGGAAGUCUCGGUGGGGCAGUUGCUGUGGGGUUACGAAGAUCCUUUGCUUAAACUAGCAAAGGAUGUCGUACCCAAAGAACAGAAAUUACCUUACGAAGAGUUCGGACUUAUGUACAAGAAAAACGGUACCAGCGAGGAUACAGUGACGAUGUGGACUGGGGCAGGGGACAUCAGCCGAUACGGCUUGAUCAACAGAUUCAACGGAAAGAACAAUCUCUCGCACUAUUUGACUGAUGAGUGCAACAGUGUGAUGGCAUCUGAUGGAAGUAUCUUCCCACCUCACAUGACUAAGAACACAACCCUCUACAUAUUCGACAAGGACCUGUGCAGGCGAUUACCACUUGUGUUUGAGAAAGAGGUAAAGGGCAGCGACGACAUUCCAGCAUAUCGAUUCACUCCUCCAAAGAACGUUUUUGCAAGCGUUGAAGAAAAUCCUGACAAUGCCUGCUUCUGCCCGCAAGGUCCCCCAUGCGCGCCAUCUGGUUUCUUCAAUGUCUCGCUCUGUCAAUAUGAUUCGCCGAUACUGCUGUCAUUCCCUCACUUUUAUUUGGCCAAUGACAGUUAUAGGACAGCUUUCGAUGGAAUAUCACCAGCAGAUCCAGAAAAACAUAAAUUCUACCUUGAUGUUCAACCCGUAAUGGGUACCGCAAUGGCCGCCAAAGCUAGAGUGCAGAUCAACCUGGCAGUUUCGCAGGUAGUGGACAUCAAACAAGUUGCUACAUUCCCAGAUAUCGUCUUUCCUAUUAUGUGGUUUGAAGAGGGUCUUGACUCGCUGCCAAAAGAAAUGACCGGUCUGAUGGGUCUCGCCACGUAUGUACCACCGGUAGCGCGUGCUUCCCUUUCCGGAAUUCUAUUCGGCCUUGGGUCGGUACUACUCAUCUUGGCGGUGUGGAGGCUAGUACGAGGGGCGAGCCGAUUGAGCUCUCUACAAUUGGCCACCGGAAAUACUGUUUCCAAUGGGAAUCCCACAAAGCCUAAAUAUUAGCUGAUGGGGUUGUAGGGUAGAGAAAUGAAGAUAUAAAUGGGACUGAUACACCACGAUCAUGGAAAACUGAAAAAUUUGUUGUGAAACAUCAUGAAAAUAUUCUCUAGUAGAAAACGAAAGGAUUUUGGUGAUGAUUUUUUAACUGUUUUGUCUACUUAGAAGAAACAUUAGACCAUUGAAACAAUCUAAAAUAAAGACUGUUGCAUAGAAUUGUGUAUUGUAAUUCAAAAAUUUUGCAGGAUCAUCAGUUGAAUUAAAAAUAUGUAUACAAUAUCAAUAAUAAUAAAAAAUGGGGAAGGGAAAAUGAAAUAAAAAUAUGCGAAAAGGAAAAUUUAAGCAAAUAUCCAUUUGUCAAACAUUUUAGUGAAAUGUGUUCAAGGGGAAUUUCAAAAUUUUAAUAAGCGUUGGAAAUUCAAUUAUAGACAGUUUCAACAGCAUGUUCAUAUUUAAAAAAAAUAUUGAUUGACCGUGGUGUAUCACUCUCAGGUAAUGUACAAAGAUCAUGAGAGGGAAAUGGGUAAAAAAUAAAUUCAAACAAAGACCAACAUACAUGUAUCCGUCCUUUAGUCUAAGCGUUGCAAUUCGAACCUAAGUAUAAAUUAUUCCAUUCGACAUGUGAUUUUUUAAUGUAUGACAAUAAUUAUGGCUACAAAAUCUGUGUGGAACUCUAUUUUCUGUGGGAUUAAAGCAUCACAAUUGUAUUGCUAUUAGCAGUUAGCAACAAACUUUGACUUCUCUAACAUGAUCUUAUGAGACUUCAUGUAUUGUUUUCUACAGAAAAAAGAGAUCUACAUAAACUGUGAAAUAGUGUACUUAAAUAAGAAUUUUAUAAUUUUGAUAAAAAUAAAAGCAAAAAUAAAUACAACGAAAAAUACCUUUAUUUGAAGGUAUGUGAUAGCUUUUAUUGACUCUGAGUUUUUUUAUUGCUAUUUUUUAAUCGUGUAAGGCGGUUAGGGUAGGGACAAAAUUUGCAAUUUCUUUUCGUUCAUGCAUAUCAAGUGGAGGAUCUGCUGUUUACAUUGUAAAUUUUGUACAGUGACAUUAAGCAAUAACGGUGAGUACGAAUAUUUCCAACAAGAAGUAAAAGAUGCUCAUGAAAAAAUAGAAAAAGCUCAAUUUUCGUUUAGAGGGGUGCUGUGUAAAUACAAUCAAAGGUAGCAAGCAAGUGUCAGAUAAUUUUAAUGACUGUAAAAGUACACGUUGUAAAUGUUUUAGGUGUAUUGAUAGUUUUAUAUUUUUUAUUAGUGUUUUAUCAAGUUUUUUUGUAAAGGAUAUCUAAUAAAAAUGGAACAAAU
Messenger RNA from Acanthoscelides obtectus, 2837 nucleotides. NCBI's taxonomy places the organism in Eukaryota, Metazoa, Arthropoda, Insecta, Coleoptera, Chrysomelidae. The record is from the annotation of a GenBank genome assembly.